This is a messenger RNA of Didymosphaeria variabile, 1482 nucleotides long. RefSeq lists its product as uncharacterized. Gene Ontology annotation, biological process: proteolysis. The transcript is spliced from 5 exons. Lineage: Eukaryota; Fungi; Ascomycota; Dothideomycetes; Pleosporales; Didymosphaeriaceae. Bases 1 to 1482 code for a protein of 493 amino acids. Gene Ontology annotation, molecular function: aminopeptidase activity; metalloexopeptidase activity. The record is from RefSeq and is a predicted model, not a curated record.
AUGAAGGUCUCAGUAGCAACUCUAGCUGCCGUCGGUGUGACCGUCGUUAACGGUGUAGCCAUUGAGCCUCGCGGCAACAAGCUCGUCACCUCGGAAGGAUUGCGUAAGUUGAUCAAGGUCAAGGCGUUGGAGGAGAAGGCACACCUUUUCGAGCGCUUCGCAUACGACUCUCCCGACAAGAACCGCGUAAUUGGCAGCGAGGGACAUCAAGCGACCAUCGACUAUAUUACAAACACGGUCAAGAAGUUCCCGAAGUACUACGAUGUGUACCAACAGCCUAUGCCAUUGUCUGUAGGCGUGAGCGCGAACCUUACGGUUAAUGGUGAGGACGUCGCUGUCGAUGCUGUAGGACUUGCUCCAGGAGGCAGUGCUUCUGGCCCGGUCGUCGCGAUUCCGAAUUUGGGUUGUGAGGAGGCUGACUUUCCGGAUGACCUGAGUGGCUCGAUUGCUCUUAUUGCACGAGGCACUUGCGUCUCUGGUGAGAAAGUUGCUUUCGCUACGUCCAAGGGCGCCAUUGGCGUUUUGAUCUACAACAACGUUGAGGGCGACCUUCUCGGCUACUCGCUUCAGCGAUAUCCUGAGUCAGACAGUGAUUAUGUACCGACUGGCGGCAUCACCCAAGCAGCCGGAGAGGGUUUUGCCUCAUUGCUUGCUUCCGGAGGAAAUGUCACUGCGCAGCUCACUACUACAGCCAAGGAUAUCACGACCUACAACAUCAUUGCCCAGACGAAGGGUGGUGACCAGGAUAACGUUAUCCAUGUUUCUGGCCACUCCGACUCUGUUGCCCAAGGACCUGGCAUCAAUGACAAUGGCUCAGGAUCGAUUUCCCUGCUUGAAAUCGCGAUUCAGCUCACACACUUCUCCGUAAAGAACGCCGUGCGCUUCAGUUGGUGGACAGCAGAAGAGGAAGGCUUGCUUGGCGCGGAGUACUACGUCAAAUCUCUGAACCAGACCGAGAAGGAGAAGAUCCGUCUGCUGCUCGACUUCGACAUGAUGGCUUCGCCCAACUACGCAUUCCAGAUCUACGACGGUGAUGGUUCAGCAUUCAACCUCACCGGUCCCGCGGGCUCCGCUGAAGCCGAGGCCGAGUUUGCCUACUACUUCGACAGUAUUGCCAAGGUAAACCACACUGAAAUCGAAUUCGACGGCCGCUCUGACUACGGCCCAUUCCUCGAUGCCGGUAUCGCUGCGGGUGGAAUUGCGUGCGGCGCUGAAGGCAUCAAGACACAAGAGGAGUUCGAGAUGUUCGGGGGCGCGGCUGGUGUUCCGUACGAUGUGAACUACCAUGAAGAUGGCGAUACGGCGAACAACCUGAACUACGAUGCUUGGAUCGUCAUGGCGCGCGCAAUUGCACACUCGACGGCUACCUAUGCCCGUAGCUUCGACAGCUUACCGCCGAAGAACUCUACGGCCAUCAAGGCACGGAGUGACGCGAAGAUGUUCGAGUACAAGAAGAGCGCGAGGUACCUUAGCAUGAUAUAG